UUUGUACCCUUUAACUCUGAUUUUCAUUUUUCAGUUACAAAACAAGUAAAGCAAACAGAGGCAGAAAAAGGAACAAAGUAACAAAACAAUCAGUGAACUCGGAGCAGCAGACCUUCAUUUCAUCCAUCAAUGGCGUCUCCUUCACCAUCAUCAUCAUCAUCCACCAUCGGAGCAGAACCUCCGAAGAAAACAGGAACAAGCUUGUUCAGAAACGCCAUGAAAAGGAAGCACAACUUCAUCCAAUUCUUCGCCAUGUCCGGCAUUCUCCUCCUCAGCAUGCGAUCCCUCGGCCAGAAGUAUCGCAUCUACGAUCUUCAAGAAGACAUGGCUGCUCUUCAAGAUGAACACUCUUCUCUCCUCAAUCGUAUCAACCACGUCAAAUCAAGUCUUCAGCAUGAAGCUUCUCUCGAUUCUUCUGGAAUCUUCGCUUCUCGCCUUGGCCGCCUAUUCGGUGAUGAUCACUGAUUUCUCAUUUCUCUUCAAUUUUAUGAGAAUCUGAUUUUGCAGUGAUUAUGUUAGGGUUUAGGGUUUAUAUGAUGUAUAUGAUGUAAUGCCGUGUAUGUCGUAUUUUGUGCAAUAAAUUGAACCUUUGAUUGACUGAUUGCGCAUGUUUCGCGCUAAUUGCUAAAUCGAGAUUGUCAGUAAUCUGUUAUUUCUCUUCCUCUUUAAUUUUCUAUUGAAAUUGAAGUUCUGAUUUCGCAGUUAUAA
This is a messenger RNA of Beta vulgaris subsp. vulgaris (sugar beet), 708 nucleotides long. RefSeq lists its product as hypothetical. Lineage: Eukaryota; Viridiplantae; Streptophyta; Magnoliopsida; Caryophyllales; Amaranthaceae. The transcript has a single exon. The record is from RefSeq and is a predicted model, not a curated record. The coding region runs from base 130 to 465 and encodes 111 amino acids.